UGUUAGAGUCAACGCUUGUGCAGCAGCCAAUCAAUGGGCGAUCCUGUCGAUCAGCUGCUCGAUUCCGCUUAUCAUUUAAACCACUACUCAGCGGGUCAUACUACUCAUCCCGCUUCCCCCUUUUCUCGUCAUCAACCAGAUAUUUACAAUCAUCAUUUUUACCAUCAAUCAAGAAACCCUUCCCCAGGUCCUUCUUCCCCUCGUAACUCUCCUCAAGAUGACCUAUUCCUUCAUCAUCACAUAGACCCUGACCCACCUUCUCAUCAAAAUACUCCAACAGACGACCAUCAAGUAGAUGAAGAACCCCUCUAUGUAAAUGCAAAACAAUAUUUUCGUAUCCUCAAACGUCGUGUCGCUCGUGCUAGACUAGACGAGGUACACAGGCUCUCCAGGCAGAGAAAGCCUUAUCUCCAUGAGAGUCGUCACAAACACGCAAUGCGUCGUCCCCGCGGCCCCGGUGGCCGCUUCCUCACAGCAGAGGAGAUAGCUGCCCAAAAGAUUCAGGCAGCUACAGUUCGUGACCCUGCAGACGACGAUGCAGAUGACAAUUCUCCUGAGAAGGAGGAGCAAGACGCUCCUCCUACCCUGCCCGUCCAUGACGAGCCACAGCACAUCAACCCGUAUGCGCAGUCCUUUGCUGCCCACUUCCAAGACCCGGGCAACACUCCCCAGUUACCCCCUAAUCCUCAGCCUACACUCAUGUCGCAUUCUGCAAAGCCCCCCCUUCCUUCAUCUGGCUCUGUUACCCUACGUCCCCCGUAUACCUCAGCCCAAAUGCACCAUGUCCCCCACCCUCACGCCCACGCCAGGCACCAUCACUCUCACAUCAACUACUCAGAAGGUCUAUAUCCUACUGAAGAAGGCCCCUCUGGGAGCGGUAUACUCUCUUACGGUACCCGCAAUCUCGACAGCCGCUGAUAUCAGCGCCACAAGCUUCAAUAUAUCUCUUCCGUUCUUUGGUUUUCUUUGGUUUCCCUGUUACCGUAUUCUCCCAUUUAGAU
Molecule: messenger RNA, 1001 nt
Organism: Suillus paluster
Lineage: Eukaryota; Fungi; Basidiomycota; Agaricomycetes; Boletales; Suillaceae
Product: CCAAT-binding transcription factor (CBF-B/NF-YA) subunit B-domain-containing protein
Exons: 2
Coding region: 34-918 (294 amino acids)
Biological process (GO): regulation of transcription by RNA polymerase II
Cellular component (GO): CCAAT-binding factor complex
Molecular function (GO): DNA-binding transcription factor activity, RNA polymerase II-specific; RNA polymerase II cis-regulatory region sequence-specific DNA binding
Source: RefSeq, a predicted model, not a curated record